UAGUUUUUAAAGUACAAAGUAGUAAAGUAAUAUCAAACCAACUUGUUUUUUCAGAUUUUAUAUUCAUUUAUUUUGUUUGUUUAGUUUUACUUUUGCAAUCAAUAAUCAUGACUUAUCAUCAAAAGAAAGGAGAAAAGCACGAAAAAGGGGAAUUUAAAUGUUUUGAUCAUGUGACAUUUUGGGUCGGAAACGCAAAACAGGCAGCGAGUUUUUAUUCCACUCAUAUGGGGUUUGAACCUUAUGCCUACCGUGGUCUCGAAACAGGAGAAAGAAACGUUGUCUCCCAUGUUGUAAGACAAAAUGACAUCAUAUUUGUGUUCCAAUCUGCUUUAAACCCGGGCAACACUUUAUUUGGAGAUCACAUCACCAAGCACGGGGACGCAGUGAAGGAUGUCGCGUUCACUGUGGAGGAUUGUAAAGCUCUUGUGGAGGCGACCAAAAAGCGGAGCGAGGUUGCGGUAGUGAAAGAUGUUUGGACCGAGAGCGAUGAAAAUGGUUCGGUAAAUUUUGCGAUUGUUAAAACGUACGGUGAUACAACGCACACACUGGUGGAAAGAAGUGGUUACAAAGGAUUGUUCUUACCAGGGUAUAAACCUCCACUGUUCGUGCCGGCUAUAUAUAGAACAUUAUCAGUUCCUGCCAUCCACCACAUCGAUCAUGUAGUUGGAAACCAACCCGACCUGAAAAUGAUACCUGCUGCAGAAUGGUACGAGAACAAUCUUCUCUUUCAUCGAUUCUGGUCGAUUGACGACGACCUGAUGCACACUGAGUACAGCGCUCUACGAUCCACUGUUGUUACUAACUUCCAGGAAACGAUAAAGAUGCCUCUUAAUGAACCAGCACCCGGCAAGAGGAAGAGCCAGAUCCAGGAGUAUUGUGAAUAUAAUGAUGGGCCCGGGGUUCAGCAUAUCGCAAUGCAUACGAAUGAUAUUAUAGCAGCAAUUGAGGCUUUGCGAUCACGCGGCAUGGAGUUCCUUACAAUCCCCGAUACAUACUACGUUAAAUUGAAGGAAAAACUUUCCAAAUCCAAAACUAAAGUUAAGGAAGACAUGGAUGUUUUGCAGAAACACAAGAUUUUAGUUGAUUUUGAUGACAACGGUUAUCUGCUCCAAAUCUUCACGAAACCAAUGCAGGACCGCCCAACUUUCUUCCUGGAAGUUAUUCAACGUCGUAAUCAUCAUGGUUUUGGGGCUGGGAACUUCAAGACUUUGUUCGAAGCGAUUGAAAUUGACCAGGCAGCCCGUGGGAACCUCGUCGCAGAAUAGAUAUCUUAUAAAAUAAUUCAACAUAAAUCCACCUCAAAUAUUAAUGUUUGCUAAUAUGUAAAAAUAUUAAUUAAUUUUUAUCAAUCAAAUGUGAGUAUUUCAAAAUAAAUGUUAUAUAGUUUAAAGUUAGAUCCACCAAAUGGAAACCCAUCUGUGUAUUAUCAUUGAUAUAUUAUUAUGUUUAAUAAGUCUGUUUUAUCUGGGGUUAAUAUAUAUAAAGUACUGUGAAGGUUGUCCCAUAUUUCCUAAUCAAGUUUUUCAACAAUUACUAACAACCCUUUUAACCUAUAACCUUUUACUAUCUAUGUAACAUUGAUAUGAAAAUAAGACGUUUUAAAAUAUAACUUCACUUAUGUAUUUUAAGAGAUUGUAUUAUAUCUGUUUUUCCACUACUUUUAAUGAAAUAACUUCUUAAUUUUAGAGUGAACUUUGCUUUUAGCUGUUUUUCAGUGGUUUUAAUUAUUUAUCUGUUUUGGAAAUUAUUUAAUGAAAUAGCAUUGUGAGCAAAUAAUCUAUGCUUCAGUAUACACAACUGUUGAAACACAUUUUGUAUUAAAUUUAUGCGCAAUAAAAGUUUGAUGUGCCCAAAA
Ciona intestinalis (vase tunicate) is the source of this 1855-nucleotide messenger RNA. The record is from RefSeq and is a predicted model, not a curated record. Lineage: Eukaryota; Metazoa; Chordata; Ascidiacea; Phlebobranchia; Cionidae.